AUGAAGCUGACCUGCAUGUUCUCCUUCAUCCUGCUGUUUGGAGCAGCUGGGCUCGUAGUCUUCAUCCACCUGCAGGAUCCAGAAGAAGUUGUCCAUCAGCAAUCACCGGGAAUGAGAUAUAACAUGGGAUCUCAGCAACCCAGAAAAGACUGUGUAUCCAGUAACAAUCAGGAUGGAAAAAUACAGGGAAAUGCUGGUGAUGAAUUUCCGGUUGUAGACCAGGGGGCUUCAUUACACCCAAUGGAGAAUGGACCUACGAGGCAUCAAAGCACAGGCAUAAAGCAGAACAUAUUGGUCAUGAUUAAAGACCAUCAGGGAAAAGGCACGGGAGUUCAUUCUGCCAGGACUCACAAACGAAGGAGGAGAUUUGUCAUCAAAAAGAGCCCUAUCCCAAUUGCUGUAAAUGGCUCCUUUCUGAACUUGCCCGUUGUGAAAUCAAAGGAUAGACAUGACGUUAAAUGGAAAAGCCUCUAUGAGACCCAAAGAGAACGAAAGCGGAUCAUGCAAGAGACGUGCUUGAAAUAUAGGAGCAACAACAAGAGAAUCAUCACGCCUUAUCAUGUUUCCAGGAUCUUCGUCGAAGAUAAGUACCGAAUUUUAUACUGCGAAGUUCCCAAAGCCGGUUGCUCCAACUGGAAGAGGGUGCUUAUGGUUCUUAAUGGACUGGCCUCCUCAACCAGAGUUAUCCAACACAAUACGGUGCAUUAUGGGAAUUAUCUGAAACGGCUGGAUGGAUUUGAUCGCAAAGGGAUCAACCAGCGGCUCAACACUUACACUAAGAUGCUCUUUGUUCGCGAACCUUUUGAAAAAUUGGUCUCGGCGUUUCGAGACAAGUUUGAGCAUCCCAACAAUUACUACCAUCCUGUCUUUGGCAGACCCAUCAUUUCAAAGUACCGCCUUAAUGCCACGAAGGAGGCCCUGAGGACAGGUUCUGGGGUGACCUUCAAAGAGUUCAUUCAAUAUCUUCUUGACGUGCAUCGCCCUGUAGGCAUGGACAUCCACUGGGAUCAUGUCAACAGACUCUGCAGCCCCUGCUUGAUAGACUAUGAUUUUAUAGGUAAAUUUGAAACCAUGGAGGAAGAUGCCAACUUCUUCCUGCAUUUAAUAAAUGCUCCACAAAAUUUGACUUUUCCGAGGUUUAAAGACAGACAUUCGGAUGAAGAGCGAACCACCACUCAAAUUACACAGCAAUAUUUCACACAACUCUCCCCUUCUCAAAGGCAACGCAGCUAUGAUUUCUAUUAUAUGGAUUAUAUUAUGUUUAAUUACUCAAAGCCUUUUGAAGACCUGUAUUAA
Molecule: messenger RNA, 1296 nt
Organism: Elgaria multicarinata webbii
Lineage: Eukaryota; Metazoa; Chordata; Lepidosauria; Squamata; Anguidae
Gene: CHST8
Product: carbohydrate sulfotransferase 8
Exons: 3
Coding region: 1-1296 (431 amino acids)
Biological process (GO): proteoglycan biosynthetic process; carbohydrate biosynthetic process
Cellular component (GO): membrane
Molecular function (GO): sulfotransferase activity
Source: RefSeq, a predicted model, not a curated record